Messenger RNA from Cyphellophora europaea CBS 101466, 327 nucleotides. RefSeq lists its product as uncharacterized. NCBI's taxonomy places the organism in Eukaryota, Fungi, Ascomycota, Eurotiomycetes, Chaetothyriales, Cyphellophoraceae. Bases 1 to 327 code for a protein of 108 amino acids. Gene Ontology annotation, molecular function: oxidoreductase activity. The transcript has a single exon. The record is from RefSeq and is a predicted model, not a curated record.
AUGUCCUUCCACGUCAAUGUCCUCUACCCCAACCCCGAAGGGGCCACUUUCGACCUAGACUAUUAUCUGAAGUCACAUAUGCCGCUGGUCAAAAAGAAUUGGUCAUCGUUUGGCCUGAAGGGCUACACUGUGACCCAGGCUCAACCGGGUCCUGACGGAGCGAAGCCGCAGUACAGCAUUCUCGCCGUCCUACACUGGGAAAAGGCUGAGGAUGUCGGCAAGGCUAUGGGAGACCAAGACACUGCGGGACCCAUUCUGGGCGACAUCCCCAAUUUCAGCAACCAGCAACCCAUCUUCCUUACUGGUCCUGUCGUUGGCAAGGACUAG